CCGCCUGGAGGCGAGCUGUUCUCUUAGUUAAAUUCAAAAGUUUGUUUGCAGAGAUUAACUCCGUGACUGUAACGAGAAAGGUGAACUAAAGACCAGCAACAACCGAAUAACGUCGAUAACGGAACUUCCACGGUGCUGCACGAGCCUGACCCGUGCGUUUCAGAAGUUUGAGUUGCAGCAAAUCAGGAGCUAUCACUCAAAACAACGUGUUCCCUCACACACCGGGAGCCAGACACUGAGAAGGGGACAGGCGGAUGAACCCUGUAGCCGGAAGGUUCGUGUGUUUCCCGCGAUGAAGAUCCAGUUCGCUCCGUUGAACAUCCCGCUGCGGAGGAGACUCCAGACAGCCGCGGUGCUGCAGUGGGUCUUCUCUUUCCUUGUGCUAGCCCAGUGUUGUCUAGCAGGGUAUGUGUUGCUGUGUGUCUCUGACUGGUGGGUUCUGGCGGUGCUGUAUGCUGGUUGGCUGUAUCUUGACAGGGACACACCCACCAGCGGGGGUCGGAGGUCAGAGUGGCUUCGGAACUGCAGCGUCUGGAAACACUUCAGAGACUACUUCCCUCUCAAUCUCAUAAAGACGGUGGAUCUGGACCCUGAUUCUAACUACAUCUUUGGGUUCCACCCCCAUGGUGUUCUGGUGGCGGGGGGUUUUGGGAAUUUCUGUACGGAGGCGUCAGGAUUCUCCUCGCUGUUCCCUGGGCUGACCCCCUACCUCCUGAUGCUGCCCUUCUGGUUCAGAGUACCCUUCUUCAGGGACUACAUCAUGUGUGGAGGUCUGGUAUCCAGUGAGAAAGCCAGUCUGUCCUUCCUGGUCUCCGCUCCUAGAGGAGGUAAUGUGGCGGUGGUGGCUGUAGGGGGCGCUCCAGAGUCUCUAGACGCCCGGCCAGGAGCUCUCACCCUUCAGGUUCUACACCGCAAGGGAUUCAUCAAACUGGCACUCAAACACGGGGCCCAGUUAGUCCCUGUGUUCUCCUUCGGGGAAAACGAGCUGUUUGAUCAGAUGACCAACCCUGCCGGCUCGCCGCUCCGCUGGCUCCAGGACCACUUGCAAAGGCUCAUGGGAGUGGCGCUGCCGAUGUUCACCGGACGAGGAGUGUUCCAAUACAGCUUCGGUCUACUGCCCUACAGACAGCCCAUACACACUGUUGUGGGUAGGCCUAUUCCAGUGGUCCAGACCCCCUCUCCCACUAAGGAUGAUAUAGACCGGCUCCAUUCUCUCUACCUGGAGGGACUCACUGCUGUGUUUGAAGACAACAAGGACAACUACGGCAUUGCACCAGACAAACACCUCCACUUCAUCUAGACACUUGUGUGUGCGUGGAGAGUUGUCCACACCUAUAAUCAGUAGGAAAAUAAGCUUUACAGAUGAACCCAAAGAUGACCUUCUAGGUCAGAGUUCUAGCUGAAGGUUAGGAUUCUGUAGGAUCCUGUGGGGUUCUAUAGAGUUAUGUAUGGUUCUAGAGGGUCGUGUAGUGUUAUGUAGGCUUCUAUAGUUAUGUAUGAUUCUAGAGGGUUAUGUCGGGUUCUAGAGGGUUCUGUGGGGUUCUGUCGGGUCUUGUAGAGUUCUGUAGAGUCCUGUAGAAUUAUUUAAGAUUCUGUGGAAUUCUGUAGAUUUUUGUAUGGUUCUAUAAAGUCCGGGUGAGUCCUGUAGAGUUCUGUAGGAUUCUAAGUAUGUAUGUUAGCUGUGGUCUGGUGGUCCUGUAGAGUUCUAGAGGGUUCUGCUGUGGUCCUGUAUGUUAGCUGUAGCUGGGUUCUGGUGGUCCACCAUAGUAGCAACAUUCUACUUAAAGCAGUUUAGGGUUAGGGUCAUUAUUAACACAAUACUCAUUAUUAAAACAAAAGAGAUCAGACUAAUAAAGGAAAUAGAGGAAAUAACAGAGCAGGUAGAUCGUCAUGGAAACUGGACUAUAGAGGCACAUAAUAGGUUAGAGGAAAAACAAAAGGAAUUGGAGGAACUUAUUCAAGAAGUCUAAUUUAUUACCAAAAUAAAGCGAAUUGGAUGGAAAAUUGUGAAAGAUAAAUGCAGUGUUUCUUGAGUCUUCAACAUAGAAAUGCUACCAAAAACAAUUUACAGAAACUCGUUAUAAAUGACGGAGUCAUCCAUGAUUCAACAAAUUAUAUUUUGAAAGGGGAAGCAAAAUAUUUUAAGCAUGUUUUCUUUUCAGUCUCCUCCAUCUCCACUGAAUGAUGUUAACUGUAAGGAUUUAUUUCCUAAUAAUAAUAAUAAUGUACAUUUUAACAAAUGUACAGAAAAACCUGUGUGAAGGCCAACUUACAGAGGAGGAACUUCUUGAACCAAUUAAAUGCUUUGUCUGGAAAAACA
This is a messenger RNA of Coregonus clupeaformis (lake whitefish), 2320 nucleotides long. Its product is annotated as 2-acylglycerol O-acyltransferase 2-A. The transcript has 6 exons. The record is from RefSeq and is a predicted model, not a curated record. Gene Ontology annotation, cellular component: endoplasmic reticulum membrane. Gene Ontology annotation, molecular function: diacylglycerol O-acyltransferase activity. The coding region runs from base 293 to 1300 and encodes 335 amino acids. Gene Ontology annotation, biological process: triglyceride biosynthetic process. Lineage: Eukaryota; Metazoa; Chordata; Actinopteri; Salmoniformes; Salmonidae.